AUGCCAGAAUCUGAUUGUGUGGAAGAGAUCCUCAGCUACCUGAAACUCUGCUUCUCCAGAGAACCUCUGAUGGCCACGGUCUGUGUUCAACAGUUAUUGAAGACGUUGUUUGGUACCAACCUAGCCUCCCAGUACGAGGGGGCCCAGGGCGGUCCUAGUCGAUCCCAGGGGAAGGCUCUCCGUCUGGGCUCGUCCAGCCUGAGACCUGGCCUCUAUCACUACUGCUUCAUGGCCCCCUACACACACUUCACCCAGGCCCUGGCCGACGCCAGCCUCAGGAACAUGGUGCAGGCUGAGCAGGAGCAGGACGCGUCAGGGUGGUUUGAUGUAAUGCAGAAGGUGUCCAACCAGCUGAGAUCCAGUAUCACCAACGUGACCAAACAGAGAGGAGACAAGAAUGCGAUCCACAACCACAUCCGUCUGUUUGAACCUCUGGUGAUCAAGGCUCUGAAACUUUACACCACCUCCACCUCUGUAGCGCUGCAGAGACAGGUCCUAGACCUGCUGGCGCAGCUGGUACAGCUACGAGUCAACUACUGUCUGCUGGACUCAGACCAGGUGUUCAUAGGUUUUGUAUUGAAGCAGUUUGAGUACAUUGAGGUGGGACAGUUCAGAGAUUCCGAGGCGAUCGUCCCCAACAUAUUCUUCUUCCUGGUUCUGUUGUCGUAUUUCUACCUCAAACAGAUCAUCAGCAUCCCCAAGAUCAUCCAACUGUGCGACGGCAUCAUGGCUAGUGGGAGGAAGGCUGUAACACAUGCCAUCCCAGCCCUGCAGCCUAUAGUCCAUGACCUGUUUGUUCUGAGAGGCUCCAACAAGGCUGAUGCUGGGAAGGAGCUGGACACCCAGAAAGAGGUGGUGGUCUCCAUGCUGCUGAGACUCAUACAGUACCACCAGGUGCUGGAGAUGUUCAUCCUGGUCCUCCAGCAGUGUCACAAGGAGAACGAGGACAAGUGGAAGAGACUGUCCAGACAGAUUGCUGACAUCAUACUGCCCAUGAUAGGAAAACAACAGAUGCACCUGGACUCCCCUGAGGCUCUGGGAGUGUUGAACACUCUGUUUGAGACGGUCGCUCCCUCCUCUCUCCGUCCGGUAGAUAUGCUGCUGAAGGGAAUGUUCACUACACCUGCUACCAUGGCUAAUGUCAACACAGUUCAGUUGUGGGUGUCAGGUGUCUUGGCUGUCCUCAGAGUCCUCAUCUCUCAGUCCACUGAAGACAUAGUCCUCUCUCGUGUCCACGAGCUCUCCCUCUCUCCUCUCCUCCUCUCCUGUCCCACCAUCCGACGUCUCCGCGACGACAGCAGCCUCUCAUCGCCCCCGCCACCGCCUCUGGCGACCCCGGCAACUGUCGCCCCCGACAACCAGGAGGCCAACGGAGAGCGGGUGCUGCCGGAGGAGACGUUUGCCAGGUUCCUACUCCAGCUAGUAGGAGUGAUGUUAGAUGACAUCUCGACCAGACAGGUGAAGGUUGACAUGACAGAACAGCAACACACGUUCUACUGUCAACAGCUGGGGACUCUGUUAAUGUGUCUCAUACACAUCUUCAAGAGUGGCAUGUUCCGUAGGAUCACGGCAGCAGCCACUCGUCUCCUGAAGGGUGAGGCUGUUCUGGGUGCAGGUCCAGGGGUCAGUGGUGUCUUCUACCCCCUAGAGGGUCUUAAUGCCAUGGUGGGCUGCCUGGUGACCACACACCCCUCUCUGGUUCUACUCUGGUGCCAAGUCCUCCUCAUCAUCAACUACACCAACUACAGCUGGUGGACAGAGGUACACCAGACACCCAGGAGACAGAGUCUGUCCUGUACCAAGCUGCUGAGCCCUCAUUCAUCAGGAGGGGUGGAGGAGGAGAGACCAGAGGCCAGGCUGGCCAUGUGUAACAGAGAGAUCGUACGCAGGGGAGGACUCAUUCUCUUCUGUGACUACGUGUGUCAGAACCUGCACGACUCGGAGCACCUGACCUGGCUGAUCGUCAACCACGUCCGUGACCUCAUCGACCUUUCCCAUGAGCCUCCGGUGCAGGACUUCAUCAGCGCCGUGCAUCGCAACUCGGCCGCUUCCGGACUGUUCAUACAGGCUAUACAGUCACGCUGUGACAACCUCUCUACUCCCACCAUGUUGAAGAAGACUCUCCAGUGUCUAGAAGGGAUCCACCUGUCCCAGUCUGGUUCUCUGUUGAUGCUCUACGUGGACAAACUACUGAACACUCCUUUCAGAGUCCUGGCUCGUAUGGUUGAUACUCUGGCCUGCAGGAGGGUGGAAAUGCUGCUGGCUGAGACACUACAGAACAGUUUAGUCCAGCUGCCUGUGGAGGAACUGGACAGAAUCCAGGAAUACCUUCAGAUCAGUGGACUUGCUCAACGGCACCAGAGGUUCUACUCCCUGCUGGACAGGUUCCGAACCACCGUUGCCGAGGACACCAGCAGCCCCUCCCCUCCUGUGACAUCACACCCCCUAGAUGGGGAACCGCCACCUGCCCCUGAACUAGUCAAGGCUGACAAGGAGUGGUAUGUUGCCUUGGUGAUGUCCCAGUGCUGUCUCCGUGGUGACGGGUCGUUCCUGGAGACAACGGAACUCCUGACCAAACUACCUCCUGACGACCUCUCUACCAUCAUGACCUGCAAGGACUUCAACCUGUCUCUCCUCUGUCCGUGUCUGAGUCUGGGGGUUCAGAGGUUAACCCGGGGUCAGGGGUCGUUGCUAUUGGAGACGGCCCUGGCCGUGACCCUGGAUCAUCUGAGCGGGGUCACACAACUACUUCCUGUUCCACACCGUUCCUUCCUGCCGCCGGCCAAACCUGACCCGGCCGAACCCUACUGGGACAACUUGGCUAUCGUCUAUGGUGAGGCUGGACUCUACCCGCGGGUGAUGUCUCUGUGUAGAGCGCUGUCUCAGUAUCUGCUGUGUGUGGGUCAGCUUCCUUCCCCUCUGCAAAUCCCUGAAGACAAACAACAUCUCAUCACCACCUUCACCACCAUGGCAACCGAGUUGGUGGUCUGGCGUGUUCUCCAGGACAGUGUUCCUCUGAGUGUUGACCUGCAGGGGGCUCUGUCCUGUCUGUGUCUGGCUCUGCAACAACCCUGUGUCUGGAACACACUGUCUACAGCCCCGUACAAAACACACACCUGCUCUGUCAUACACUGUCUACGACUCCUCAUCACUGCAG
Oncorhynchus nerka (sockeye salmon) is the source of this 3157-nucleotide messenger RNA. Its product is annotated as huntingtin-like. Gene Ontology annotation, cellular component: cytoplasm. The record is from RefSeq and is a predicted model, not a curated record. NCBI's taxonomy places the organism in Eukaryota, Metazoa, Chordata, Actinopteri, Salmoniformes, Salmonidae.